Bactrocera neohumeralis is the source of this 2307-nucleotide messenger RNA. It is a transcript of the gene Eb1, whose product is annotated as microtubule-associated protein RP/EB family member 1. Gene Ontology annotation, cellular component: cytoplasmic microtubule; spindle midzone; microtubule organizing center. Gene Ontology annotation, biological process: regulation of microtubule polymerization or depolymerization; protein localization to microtubule plus-end; spindle assembly. Bases 384 to 1241 code for a protein of 285 amino acids. The transcript has 8 exons. Gene Ontology annotation, molecular function: microtubule plus-end binding. The record is from RefSeq and is a predicted model, not a curated record. NCBI's taxonomy places the organism in Eukaryota, Metazoa, Arthropoda, Insecta, Diptera, Tephritidae.
UUUGAGUAGUUUGUUCGCAUUUUCUGUGUUGAUAGCACGCGUUAGUUGAUUCGCGUUUUGGCGUUUUAGCAGUAUAAACCGCUCACAUACUUAUAUAUUAAAUCAAUUGAUAUUUCCUGCGUAAAAGAAGCUAUCAAAGCACAGACGCUGCAGAAUUAUAAAUCGGCAAGUGUAAAAGGCAGUGAUUGGUAGGGAGUGAGAGCAAGACGUCAACGGAAAGUAGAUUAAGUGAAAGAACACCAUAUCAACCAGUUGGUCUAUACAUCAGUCAAGUCAUAAGGACAGAGAAAAGCGGACAAGACAAUUAGUUGCAGCCGGCUGUUGUGUGUGCAGUAAAGCAGAAAUAAAUAAAUAAGGAAAGUAAUAAUUGUACCAAUACAAAAAUGGCAGUCAACGUGUACUCCACAAAUGUGACUACUGAAAAUUUAUCCAGACAUGAUAUGCUCGCUUGGGUAAAUGAUUGCCUGCAAGCGCAAUUUGGUAAAAUUGAAGAGCUCUGCACUGGCGCUGCUUAUUGCCAGUUCAUGGAUAUGUUGUUCCCCGGCUCGGUGCCAAUGAAAAGGGUCAAGUUCCGUACAAAUUUGGAACACGAAUAUAUUCAGAAUUUUAAAAUCUUGCAAGCAUCUUUUAAAAAGAUGGCAGUUGAUAAGAUAAUACCAGUCGAUAAGUUGAUAAAAGGUCGUUUCCAAGAUAAUUUUGAAUUUUUACAAUGGUUUAAAAAGUUCUUCGAUGCAAAUUAUGAUGGGCGCGAAUAUGAGCCGCUUAUAGCUCGUAGCGGCGUCAAGCUGGGCAAUGGCAUUGGUGGUGGCGGCGGCGGCAGUAGUGGUCGAGGCAGUAGCAACGAUUUACUCGAGAAGCGACCCAUACAGAUGCCAAAUCGAACGCAUGCGUUACCGGCUGUAACACAACGUACCGCCGUUAGGUCGGAACGCGUUGGAGUUUCCAAAGUACCACCUCGCGCAGCAGCACCAGUCGUAACUAAGUCAGCUGCCGUGAACAAUACCACCGGUGCAGUUAAAAAGUCCGGCGACUCAUCCAAUGCGGUGUCGAACCAACAGAUCGAGGAGUUGUCCAAUCAGGUCAUGGAUAUGCGUUUGAAUUUGGAAGGUUUGGAGAAAGAGCGAGAUUUCUAUUUCUCAAAAUUGCGUGACAUAGAAAUACUCUGCCAAGAAGCAGCAGAAGGUGACCCGCAUCCUUUAAUACAAAAGAUUUUGGAUAUUAUGUAUGCGACCGAGGUUUGAGCUUUUGGCAAAGCAAACGACGCUAAUAAAUAGCAAUAGCCACAACAAUACGCAAAUGGACCACCACAUUGUGUUAGAAUUUUGUGUAAACAAAUUUUCGUUUGCUGAUAAUCGGUUCAAAGAAAAAUUCAACGGUUACAGCAAUUCAAAUGAAAUAAAUAGUUAAUAAAUUGCUGGUAAAAUGAAUUAGUGUGAAAUUAGAUCAACAUAACUUAGCAAAUGUAACUUAGAGAAUUAUGAAGUGCUUGAUACAAAUAUUUAUUAUGGGUUCACAAUGCUGCGAUGAGUAGAGUUGGCAUUUAUAUAAUUUAUUAAGCUGUUAAAUACUUAUACAAUAUAGUUGUUGCUCAUAUACUUUUAUGGCCCAGUUGUAAUUACAUUUAUUAGCCUGCGAAAGUUGUAAAACUAAAGCGAUUGCUACAACUAAGUUUUUCGGUGUUGAAAUUGUUUAGGGAAAUACAUGUAUCCUUUAAUGACGUUAAAACGUUAACGUACGGUCGGGUUUACAUAUCACUAUAUCCAAAUAAAACGUUGUUUCCAAUCUGCUGAAAAUGAUUACUAAUGAAACGAACUCCAAUCUAUUUUAUAUAAAUAUUUACACACAUUUACUUAUUGUAAAACGCUUUAUAACGUCGAUAUGUAUGCGAAUUUAUACAUGUAAAUAUUUCAAAGUAUCCACAGGAACUACAUAACCACAAGAAGCUUCAGAAUUGUUUGAUGUUAAAAUUUUCGCAUUCUUGUUAUUAGCUGUGGUGAAUAUCACAAAACAAAUUUUGUAAAUAUUACGUUAAACAUUUGCUAAAGUAAAGAGACUUUAAUAAAACAGACAUAUUAAAGUUCGCAUAUCAGAUUUUUUACCGACACAACAUUAUACACUAUUUAAGCGUUGGUAACAUACAAUCAUUUAACAUGUAUUGUGUAUAUUUCUUAAUAUGUGUAAUAAUAUUGGACUGCAGCAUAUGCAUAUAUACGUAGAUACCUACAUAAGAAUAUAUACAUAUAACGGCAUAUAAAAAAUAUAAAAGAGAAAUAUAUAUAUCAAUCUGUUGCUUGUAUUAAAAACGAA